AUGGAGCUCAGAACGUGUCUACUCACCUUGUGUACAUUCUUGGUCCAGAGAUUGUAUUCAUCCUCCAACCUCGGUACUACAUCUCAGCAAUCUCCUAGCAUGGGUUCUUUUACGGAGGGAAUCCGCAGCUUCGUCAGGAGGCACUUCCGCAAGCAUCCUGAUCUUCAGCCUACGCGGGAACCCAAAUAUUACACUCCACCACUGCCAGCCGAAAGCGAAUCUCGACCUGACCAGCAGGCUGCGCCGUCCACUUCAGACCAACCAGCAGGGGCUCAAACCAAGCCGAAGCCAAUCCGUGUGCACAAUCGGGCUGUCGUGAAACCAUCUGCCCAGGCAGCGACUACCACUGGUACACUACAGAUCGCCUUGGAGAACCAGUCAAGCUCGUCACAGGUCUACGCGUACAUCACUGGCCGCGCCAUCGACAACAACAAUGCUGUUUUCAUGCUCCAGGCCGACGCAAAGUCACCAUACUACCCUCCCAGUCCUUCGAGAGCUGGCUCGCCCGUACCCGUGAAUAUCGCCAUAUCACUUGGUGCUCCUGGUAAUGUUGUCACUGCGACCAUUCCAAGGCUGGCAGGCGCUCGCAUCUGGUUCUCCAUGGACAAGCCUCUCACCUUCCUGCUCAAUCCUGGGCCCGGAGUGGUCGAGCCUUCGGUAUUUAAUCCCUCGGAUCCAAACUACAACACCAACUUCGGAUUCUGUGAAUUUACUUUCAAUUCCGCGCAGGUCUUCGUCAACAUCAGUUACGUUGAUUUUGUCAGUAAUGUGCCUAUCGCCUUGACUCUGGCGGACACUUCCGGGGGCAGUCAGCAUGUGGGAGGCAUGAAGUCAGACGGCCUGGCGACAGUUGCAAAGGGCUUGCGAGCCCAGACUGCUGCUGAUGGUCGACGAUGGAGCUCGUUGGUGGUACAAAGUGGUGGCAGAGAUCUGAGAGCCUUGAGCCCAAAUUCCGGCAUCACAACGAACCCCAGCUGGUUCGAUACUUACUGGACGGACUACGUUAACCAAGUCUGGAACAGAUAUCGAUCACAGCAGCUCAUCGUUGACACGCAAGCAUCGUGGGGCGAGGUGAAGGGACAAGUCAACUCGGCGGGCUAUCUGGACUUCGGGGAUGGUAGUGUCUUCGCGAAACCCACCUCUGCUGAUAUCUUCAGCUCUAACAGCGGUCCAUUCGUCACUGGCGGUAACGCCAAGACUAACGCCAUUAUCCCACGCCUAUGCGCCGGCUUCAACAGAAGCACCUUGCUUGUCUCCAACCAGGCCCCAAACGGCACGAAGCCAUCGCAGUAUUACCAGAACCCUGUCACAAAUCAUUACUCCAGGAUUGUACAUGCUGCGAACGUCGAUGGGCUUGGAUAUGCUUGGCCAUAUGACGAUGUUUCGCCUGACGGAGGUGUUCCACAAGAGGGAGCGAUUUUCAGCUUCUCGCCCGCGAAGCUUACAGUGACCGUGGGUGGCAACAAUGCGUACGCAGCUUGA
Molecule: messenger RNA, 1482 nt
Organism: Fulvia fulva
Lineage: Eukaryota; Fungi; Ascomycota; Dothideomycetes; Mycosphaerellales; Mycosphaerellaceae
Product: Glucan endo-1,3-beta-glucosidase
Exons: 5
Coding region: 1-1482 (493 amino acids)
Source: RefSeq, a predicted model, not a curated record